Messenger RNA from Myotis myotis, 1437 nucleotides. RefSeq names its product olfactory receptor 1J2-like. Lineage: Eukaryota; Metazoa; Chordata; Mammalia; Chiroptera; Vespertilionidae. Gene Ontology annotation, molecular function: olfactory receptor activity; G protein-coupled receptor activity. The transcript has 2 exons. Bases 1 to 1437 code for a protein of 478 amino acids. Gene Ontology annotation, cellular component: membrane. Gene Ontology annotation, biological process: G protein-coupled receptor signaling pathway. The record is from RefSeq and is a predicted model, not a curated record.
AUGAGGACGAAUAAUCAGAGCAGCGUGUCAGAGUUCCUCCUCCUGGGGCUCCCCAUCCGGCCAGAGCAGCAGGGCAUGUUCUUUGCCCUGUUCCUGGGCAUGUACCUGACCACAGUGCUGGGCAACUUGCUCAUCAUCCUGCUCAUCAGGCUGGACUCUCGCCUACACACGCCCAUGUACUUCUUCCUCAGCCACUUGGCCUUCACUGACAUCUCCUUUUCAUCAGUCACAGCUCCAAAGAUGCUCAUGAAUAUGCAUACUCAGGAUCAAUCCAUCUCCUAUGCUGGAUGCAUUUCCCAGGUGUACUUCUUCUUAUUUUGGGGGGAUCUUGAUAGUCUCCUUCUUACCUCAAUGGCCUAUGACAGGUAUGUGGCCAUCUGUCAUCCCCUCCACUAUACAACCAUCAUGAGUCAGAGCCUGUGUGUUUUGCUAGUAAUUGUGUCCUGGGUCCAAUCCUGUGCUAGUGCUCUUUUGCACACCCUCCUCCUGAAGAGGACCAUGAGGAGGGAGAAUCAAAGCAGCAUGUCCCAGUUCCUCCUCCUGGGGCUCCCCAUCCCACCAGGGGAGCAGGACGUGUUCUUCACCCUGUUCCUGGGCAUGUACCUGACCACGGUGCUGGGCAACCUGCUCAUCAUCCUGCUCAUCAGGCUGGACUCUCGCCUGCACACGCCCAUGUACUUCUUCCUCAGCCACUUGGCCUUCACUGAUGUCUGCUUUUCAUCUGUCACUGUCCCUAAGAUGCUCAAAGACAUGCACACUAAGUAUAAAUCCAUCCCCUAUGCAGGGUGUAUUUCACAGAUGUAUUUCUUCAUAUUUUUUACUGACCUGGACAGCUUCCUUAUUACAUCAAUGGCAUAUGACCGAUAUGUUGCCAUCUGUCACCCUCUUCAGUACACCAUUAUCAUGAGGAGAGAGCUGUGUGUUUUACUAGUGGCUGUGUCCUGGAUCCUGUCCUGUGCCAACUCCCUUUCCCACACCCUCCUCCUGACCCAGUUAUCCUUCUGUGCUAACUCCAUUCCCCAUUUCUUCUGUGACCUUGGGGCCCUGCUCAAGCUGUCCUGCUCAGACAUCUCUCUCAAUGAGUUGGUCAUGUUCACAGUAGGGGUGGUGGUCAUUACCCUGCCAUUUAUAUGUAUCCUGGUAUCUUAUGGCUACAUUGGGGCCACCAUCCUGAGGGUCCCUUCAACCAAGGGGAUCUGUAAAGCAUUGUCCACAUGUGGGUCCCACCUCUCUGUGGUGUCUCUAUAUUAUGGGGCAAUAUUUGGGCAGUACCUUUUCCCAACAUUAAGCAAUUUCAUUGACAAGGACAUCAUUGUGGCUCUCAUGUACACGGUGGUCACACCCAUGUUGAACCCCUUUAUCUACAGCCUUAGGAACAGGGACAUGAAGAAGGCCCUUAGGAAACUUUUCAGUAAAGUAACAUUUUUCUCACAGUAA